Molecule: messenger RNA, 1093 nt
Organism: Aegilops tauschii subsp. strangulata
Lineage: Eukaryota; Viridiplantae; Streptophyta; Magnoliopsida; Poales; Poaceae
Source: RefSeq, a predicted model, not a curated record
GAUGAUAACAUCUCAAACGCAAAUUGAAAAAUCAAACCCAGUGGCUGCAGCGGCAGCAGUGGCCAUGGGCGAGAGGCUCCCCCAGCCGUCGCCGCCGCCGCCGCCGCAAUUCCAGCUCGGGAACCCCAUGUCCGCCCCGGCGUCGCCCUACUCCGCGCUCCACCCUCUCCUCCUCCCGUCCACGAACCCGCACCUCCUCCUCAAGCCCAAGACGCUGACCCUCUCGCUCUCCUCCUCCUCCCUCGCCUCCAUGCCCUCCUCCUCCUCCCCGCCCGCCCCCGCCUCCGACGCAUGGGAACUCGUCCACCCAACCGUCCCCGUUGCCGCCGCCUCCCCCAUCGACGGCGGCCUCGACGACUGCGCCAUCUUCCCACCGCGCCUCCACGAGGGCCUGGGCCUCGAGGCGGAGGCCGAGGAGGCCGCGACCAAGGAAGAGAAGGAGGAGGAGACUGACGACGAGGAGGAGUGGCUGUGGGGGUGGGGGAGGUGCCGCGCGGCGGCGAGGCGCGCGUGGGCGGCCGGUUCAGAGGCCGUGCUCGUGCAUGGAGAGUGCGGAUGUCCCGGGGUUAGGCCGGCCAUAUGGUCGGCCGCGGCGGCGGCCGUUGUGGUCGGCGCGCUGUUGUACGUGCGCCGGCGAGACAGGAGGGAGAGAGACCUCCUCGUCAUGCUCUCGCAGGAGAAGGAUAAGAGGAUAGCGCAACUUCUGCAUCAAAUUGCUUUACUGAGUGACAUCAGAGGCGGCAGCGAAGCAAUUAAAAUCAUGAGGAACUCUUAACCGUUGCUUCACUGUAGAAGAGGUUUGGAUGUAAUACUGUGUAGCACUUUGGUUAGGUAGUUGCAGAAUGUUUUCAUCCAGAAGUGCUCCAAGACCGUGUAGCUUGAUCAAGUAAUUAGCUCAGUUGCAUGAUCUUGCAUAUAUAAGAUGUUUCUGUAAUUGAAGAACUGCAAACAUCAGCUCUGGAAACCCCCCUUUGUUGUUAAGAUUUGUAAAUAGAUGAGUGAUAACAUUGUCACUUAUAAAUUUGUGGAAAUAUGUUCAAAUUGUGCUGGACUCAGGUACUAUAUAUGAAUAAUUUCUAUUUUCGGCUAUGAA